This is a messenger RNA of Neltuma alba, 2885 nucleotides long. RefSeq names its product probable apyrase 7. Gene Ontology annotation, biological process: nucleoside diphosphate catabolic process. Gene Ontology annotation, cellular component: membrane. The coding region runs from base 378 to 2630 and encodes 750 amino acids. The transcript is spliced from 3 exons. Gene Ontology annotation, molecular function: nucleoside diphosphate phosphatase activity. Lineage: Eukaryota; Viridiplantae; Streptophyta; Magnoliopsida; Fabales; Fabaceae. The record is from RefSeq and is a predicted model, not a curated record.
GUACAUAAAAUAAAUAAGCCGAAGGGGGUCUGGUUACAGUAUUCGUGGAUGCAUUUUUCUUCGUCGACCAACCAGCAUUCGCCACUUGGGCCGAGCUCGCCGUCCGACGCCGUCCGCCGUCGUCACCCCUGCGUGGUUGUUGCCGAGCAAGUAUUGGAGAAGGUCUGAACCCUAGGGCUUUUGCCUCCUUUCAAAAAUCGGUAUUUGUGAUGCAGAUCUGGUAAAUGACUUGGCUUGGGUUGUGUCUGACAAUUUACAAGCUUCGGUUUAAAUUGUCGUUCUUCAUUGGCUUGGACGAGUUGCCUGAAUCAAUUGGCUUACUAAGGCAUCUUCGUCGAAGCAUCUGCAACAAAAAUUAAAGGGGUAUCAUAUCGACUAUGCAUAUUCCAAAGAUUUCAGUGGGGGCAGAUGCCCCCACUGAGUGUGAUAUAGGUCUGCCUAUGGAUGUGCGUGAUUUGAGGCAGCCCCAAUUUCUUCUGCAGAGAGAAAAUGCGGGUGCCAGUUUCUCUAAGGCAAAGGCAGUUCAAGGGGGAAGCCCAUCUGCUCGCAUGAAAUGGGUCCGAGUGAUCACACUUUCAUUCUGCAUCAUAUUCUUUCUUUUUCUAAUUUACUUGAUAUCCAUGCUUAUAUAUUCUUAUUGGAAUCAAGGAUCAGGUAAAUAUUAUGUUGUACUUGACUGUGGGAGUACUGGCACCCGGAUUUAUGUAUAUCAGGCUUCAAUUGAACACAAGGAACAUAGCAAUCUUCCAAUCACUAUCAAAUCAUUUGGAGAUGGCCUGCGGAAGAAAUCUAACAGUGGACGUGCUUAUGAUCGAAUGGAAACUGAACCCGGGCUUGAUAAAUUGGUCCAUAACAAGUCUGGCUUGGAAGCAGCAUUAAAACCUCUCGUCAAGUGGGCAAAGAAGCAAAUACCAGAGCAUGCUCACAAGAGUACUUCUCUAUUCCUUUAUGCUACUGCUGGUGUCCGGAGGCUUCCAAGUGCUGACUCAAAAUGGCUGCUGGAUAAUGCAUUGUCUAUACUGAAGGGUUCUCCUUUCUUGUGCAAAAAGGAUUGGGUUAAGAUUAUUAGUGGCACUGAAGAAGCUUACUAUGGAUGGAUAGCCCUCAAUUAUCAUAGCGGCAUCUUGGGUGUUAGACCCAGACAAGCAACAUAUGGUGCACUUGACUUGGGUGGCUCAUCAUUACAGGUUACGUUUGAGAGUGAUCAACAACUGAAUAGUGAAACUAGCUUAUUUGUUAGGAUUGGAUCAGUAAACCAUCAUCUCACUGCAUAUUCUUUAGCAGGCUAUGGUCUGAACGAGGCAUUUUCCAAAUCUGUAGCUCAUCUUUAUAAGAAAAAGUUUGGAUCCACCAAUGCAGAUCUAGCUAAUAGGAAGUUAGAACUUAAACAUCCUUGCUUGCAAUCUGGUUACAAGGAGCAGUACAUCUGCUCUCAUUGUUCUUCCAAUAACAAUGAAAGCGAAAGCCCUUUGAUUAAUGGAAAGAAGUUGGGUAAAAAAGGAGAGUCAGGAAUCCCAGUGAUGCUUAUUGGUGCUCCAAAUUGGCAAGAAUGUAGUGCACUUGCAAAAAUUGUUGUCAAUUUGUCUGAAUGGUCCAAUCUCAGUCCAGGAAUUGAUUGUGAAGUGCAUCCUUGUGCCCUUAGUGAUAAUCUGCCUCGCCCAUACGGCCACUUUUAUGUGAUUUCUGGAUUUUUUGUGGUGUACCGAUUCUAUAACCUGACUUCUGAAGCCACACUCGAUGAUGUAUUGGAAAAGGGUAGGGAUUUCUGUGAAAAGAGAUGGGAGGUUGCAAAGAAAAGUGUUGCUCCGCAGCCUUUCAUUGAGCAGUAUUGCUUUAGGGCACCAUAUAUUACAUCCCUGCUCAGAGAGGGUUUGCAUAUCAUGGAUAACCACAUAACUGUUGGCUCUGGGUCUAUUACUUGGACACUAGGGGUUGCUUUGUUGGAAGCUGGGAAGGCUUUUUCCACUAGAUUUGGGCUUCGUGGUUUUGACUUAAUCCAGAUGAAGAUAAACCCUAUUAUUCUUAUUCCCAUUAUGUUACUUUCUUUGAUUCUCCUACUUUGCGCAUUAUCUUAUGUUGGUAGUGGGAUGCCAAGAUUUUUCCGGAGGUCAUCAUAUCUUCCCCUUUUCAGGCAUAACAGUGUGUCCAGUGCAUCUGUUCUUAAUAUCUCAUCUCCUUUCCGAUUUAGAAGGUGGAGUCCUAUCAAUUCUGGGGAUGGAAGAGUUAAGAUGCCACUUAGCCCAACAGUUGCGGGGGCACAGGAAAGACCAUUUGGCUUGGGGCCGAGCCUCGGUGAUGGCAGCACUGGCAUCCAACUUAUGGAAGCUUCCUUGUACCCUUCAGCCAGCAAUGUCUCACGUAGUUAUUCGUCAAAUAAUUUAGGGCAGAUGCAAUUUGACAGCGGUAAUAUGGGUGCCUUCUGGACUCCUCACAGAAGUCAGAUGCGUCUGCAGAGUAGGAGAUCACAAUCUCGAGAAGACCUUAUUUCCUCGAUGGCUGAGGCAGACGGCAGUAAUAUGGGUGCCUUCUGGUCUCCUCACAGAAGUCAGAUGCGUCUCCAGAGUAGGAGAUCGCAGUCUCGAGAAGACCUUAAUUCCUCAGUGGCUGAGACACACUUGGUGAAGGUUUAGAGCAUCAUCUUUAGGGAACUUUGGUAUGACCACACUAUAUCUUAUCUAAACUUACUCUUUUUCAUAGUAAAAUCCUUUUUUCUUCUUGAGUUUUGCUCCCUCAUUCAAAAUAGGCAUUCUUUUUGUAUCAUAAGAAUUGGUUAAAGGUAAUUAAUAGUUAGCCAAAUUAAUGCUCUCUUUCGUGAUUCUUCUUUCUAUAUUCUGCCAGAGUUGCUUAAAGUUCCUUACUAAAUAAAAUAUUCACUCUUCCCUUAA